AUGGCGCCGCUUCCUCGUCUCCUCAACGCCCUGCUCCGUCGCGGGGCCUCACCCGACGCCAAUGCAGCAACCUCCGCUGCCUCCAGCAUGGAACCCACCGUCCACGAAGUGGUCAAACGCGCGUCCAAGUCGGUCGAGUUCGGCUCAGGUGCACGCCCGGCAACCGACUACAAUAACCAGGGCUUCCUCGCCCUGUUCGCGCUGAUCGGCGCCGGCAUGGUGCUCGGCUCCAUCUGGUUCUUCUUCUGGGCCAAGAACGGUGGCUUCAAAUGGCGUGGCAAGGAAGACUGGGACGACUACAAGAGCACCGUUCUGCGUCGCAAGGGUCCGGACGGCCGCACGCUGUCCAACGCGACCAAGAGCACCAGGCUGGGCGGCGGCAGCGUCGUGCACGGUGGCACCCACGGCGCCCCGACCAGUGUUGGCUACAGCGACACUACCUCCAUGGUCGACGAGAAGGAAGAGCAGCGCAGAGCCGGCGAAGGCAUCAGAGGCGGAGACGGCCGCAGAAAGCGCCGCAAGGAGAGAGAUCCCGAGCUCGCUGACUACCGCCACGAAAGGCCCGCUCGUGUUGGUGGCAUCAACCGUGUUCCCGACGGCACUCACUACGACUAUACCAACACCGAACCCUCUGAACUUGGCUCUGAACUGUCUCAACGGCCUCUCGUCAAGGAUACCAAGCCCAAGGACACGAAAGCCGCCAAGAAGGAAGCCGAAGCACGCGAGAAGGAGCUCCGCAAGGCACAGAAGGAGGCCGCCAAAAUCCAAAAGGCCAAAGUGGCAGAGAACAAGAAGCGCGAGAAGGCCAAGGCCAAGGAGAUGAAGAAGGGCAAGAACAACACCAACCGCUCCUACUCUCCCGCCGCGCCCGACUCGCCCGAGCGCCGCACCCAUCGCCGCUACGACGACGAGAUGACCGAGUACACCGAGGCGACAAGCUACACGGGCGGCUACACGGCGACCGAGGAUGCGUACACGGACGUCUACACCAACAACGACGACUCCUACUACUCUUCCUACCGGCCGAACGCCGAGGCCAACAUCGCCCGCCCCGCACCCGCCGCUCGCUCCUACGAUACGCCGUCAUCCUCCCCUCGUCAGCACCACCGCAACUCGUCUCGCCGCAGCCAGUCGCACACUCGUAGCCAGUCGCACACUCGCAGCCAAUCUCACAUCCGCAGCCAAUCGCGUACGCGCCGCCAGAGUAACAGCAGCCCGCGCAAGCAGAGCAGCAGCCGUCACAACAGCCGCUCCCGUCACGGCUCGCGCAAUGAUCUCGGCGGUAGCAGCGUCACCGGCGAAAGUGACUCCGGCACCAAGGUCUACUCGCACUUCAUCCCCGGCCUAAGUGGCCCCGCUGCGCCCCCGACCAUCUUGCCAGACGAGAGCAUCAGCCAGGUUGGCGCGCCCGGUCGCAGGGGCCGUAAUGUCAUGGAUGGCUACCGGAGGACCGCACGCCGCAACAGGAGGGAUAGCUUGAGCGAUUCGGAGUAG
Molecule: messenger RNA, 1494 nt
Organism: Diplodia corticola
Lineage: Eukaryota; Fungi; Ascomycota; Dothideomycetes; Botryosphaeriales; Botryosphaeriaceae
Exons: 1
Coding region: 1-1494 (497 amino acids)
Source: RefSeq, a predicted model, not a curated record